AUGGCGCGCGAUAUGCCUGAUGCCCAGGCGAUUCUUGCGCAUCAGAUCACGCCAGCGCUGAUGCUCAACCGCUCCGGCACCGUCGUCGCUGCAAACGAAGGCAGCGUCCGACUCCUGUCGCCCUUGCGACAAGACGCGUCUUUUGCCACAGAAGGCUCGUUGCUUGGCGAAAAUAUUGCCGAUCUUGCAAAGAUUCCAUUGCCUGGUGCUUUACCAGUUCUGUGGACGUGGAGUUCUAUUCUAGCUGCUGCCAUCGAUAUUAGCGAAUCAGGUGCUGCCAAUAGACAAAGUAUCCGCGGAUACGUUUCUACGACAGAUUACUGUCAAAACGCCGAUAACUUUUGGGACGAUGAAGCUGAGCAACAAGCAAUCAUCGAAAGCAAUGUAUACGUUACCCGGUAUUCCUCACAAGCGGGCAUACCUAGCGCCAACGACUCCGAUGACGCUACCAGUGUAGUCAGAGCCCGAGCAUCUGUUCACUGGUUAUCGUCCGAUCUUGACGGCGUCUUCUUGAUCAUCUUCAACCGGACGUCCUUGCCACACCAAACAGCGCCGGCUUCACCAGCUGCAAAGAAAGACCCAAUCAAUGCUUUCGAACGACAAAAUGAUUAUCAGUCCUUGGAUAGCAAUGAUACCUCAGACAACACUGAUACAUCGGACGUCGCCUACGCUAUCAUUCCUCACAUUAUCGCAACAAUGGACAAAGAUGGGCAAGUUGUCAAAUUAUCCAAGUCUUGGUAUUCGUUCUCAGGGUUGAAUGAAGAAGAGAGUUUAGGAAGCGGAUGGAUAUCCACAAUGUUUCCCGAUGAUGUCCAGGAAAUGACAUCGGCCUGGGCUGAUGUUAUCCAGCAUGAACGCUCGCAUUGGACGCAUCAAGCACGUUACCGGAGGGCCUCAGACGGAACCUUCUGCUGGUUUUUGAUACGCGCCGAACCGAAUCGAGAUGCCAAAGGAAAGGUCCUUCGCUGUGAGGAUGUUGUGCAGGCUGCACUAGCUCUCACAUUUGACAUCACCGAAGAAAAGGCGCGGUCUGUCCUACUCACGGAGAACAAGAGACUCGUCGCCAAAGAGAAAGCCGCGCUCGAUGCCAGCAAUUUGAAGAGUAGAUUUCUCGCAAAUAUGUCUCACGAAAUCCGUACUCCAAUAUCCGGAAUCAUUGGUCUGAGUGAGCACCUUUCUGAUUGUGGGCUCAAUGAAGAACAAUUGGAAUUCAGCAACUCCAUUGAAGAGAGCGCAAAAUUUCUCCUCACUCUUAUCAACGAUGUGUUGGACUUCAGCAAGAUGGAAUCUGGUCACAUGGAUAUUGAGCAAAUACCCUUCUCGCCUUACAAGCUCAUUAGCGACACACUUAUCCCAUUGCGACUUCAGGCAAGGGAACGAGGCCUGUCUCUGAACUUUAGGUGCGAUCUCAAGCCUGAUGCACUCUUCCUGGGAGAUCCGUGGAGGUUGCGCCAGAUUCUCACCAACUUGAUUGGAAAUAGUCUCAAGUUCACACAGGAGGGCCACAUUGCACUUAGCGUUCACGAGGCCGGAAAGAAGAACAACCAAGUUAUCCUCAAAUUCGUUGUGAAGGACAGCGGAGUAGGCAUUUCGGAAGAAGCGAUCAAACAACUCUUCAAACCGUUCAGCCAGGCCGAUGGCUCAACAGCAAGACUCUAUGGCGGCACUGGGCUGGGCUUGGCAAUUUGCCGACAAUUAGUUGAGCUUAUGGGUGGGCACAUCGGGCUGGAAUCCGUUUAUGCAGAAAGCACCACCGCAACUUGCAAGAUCCCUUUCCAGAUCUACUAUGGGCCAAGUCAUGGUCUACUCAUAUCGACCGCUUUACCUGGCCAGGCAAAGAUACAGAAUCCUGAAGAGAACGCGAACACCAAGAAGGCUCGCCACCUCAGUCCUCCCGAUGGUACGGACGGCAUGACGUUCGACUCCUUCGCAAUCACGAACACACCAGGGAUCGGUAACCACAUCCUACUCGUGGAGGACAAUCCUAUCAACCGGAAAGUGAUCUCCAUCGCAUUGAAAAAGCUAGGCUUUGUCGUCUCAGCCGUAUGGAACGGCCAAGAGGCACUCGAUUUCCUUUGCAAGGAGUCGACAGAACUUCGGCCCGAUGCCAUACUAAUGGACUGCAUGAUGCCAAUUGUCGACGGAUAUGAGGCCACGCGGCGCAUCCGCAACGACAAGACUUUGUUCAACGAGCAAGUACGGGAGCUGCCGAUCAUUGCGUUGACCGCUAGCGCAAUCAAGGGCGAUAGAGAGAGGUGUUGGGAUGCAGGUAUGGACGACUAUCUAACGAAGCCGGCUGCUAGAGAUGAGCUGAGACGCACACUGGCAAGAUGGUUAGUUACGCCAAGAAUACGAGGGCUUGAUCGGAGCAGACUAGUAGACUAA
This is a messenger RNA of Alternaria ventricosa, 2385 nucleotides long. RefSeq lists its product as uncharacterized. The record is from RefSeq and is a predicted model, not a curated record. Gene Ontology annotation, molecular function: phosphorelay sensor kinase activity; protein binding. Gene Ontology annotation, biological process: phosphorelay signal transduction system; phosphorylation. The coding region runs from base 1 to 2385 and encodes 794 amino acids. The transcript is spliced from 3 exons. Lineage: Eukaryota; Fungi; Ascomycota; Dothideomycetes; Pleosporales; Pleosporaceae.